Messenger RNA from Microstroma glucosiphilum, 2068 nucleotides. RefSeq lists its product as hypothetical. The record is from RefSeq and is a predicted model, not a curated record. Bases 83 to 1924 code for a protein of 613 amino acids. The transcript has a single exon. Lineage: Eukaryota; Fungi; Basidiomycota; Exobasidiomycetes; Microstromatales; Microstromataceae.
CGUCUUGUCACUGUCGAUACUCCUAGUUGAUCCUUCUGCCACCCUCGACUCCACCAGUCGAGUUCUGCAUACAGACCCAGAAAUGGCAUCCAUGUCGUCGGUACCGCCGCGGCAGUCAUCCUUGGGACUUGGGCGGCCCUCCAGUACCGGCUCCGGCUCCGGUUCAUCGCCCUCGUCUUCCGCAACCCUCACCCCUUCGAGCUCAUUAUCCCUUUCCCUCUCGCGCUCCUCAUCAUCCACACUCUCCUCCCCACUCUCCCUGGCAAAGUCUCACUAUACAGCUUCUGCCCACCACUUCAUCCAUCGGCAGCCCCUCGAGGCCCUUCAUGAGCUCGAAGAAGCAUGGAGAUUGCUCUUCAUCGUCAUUGCGCCCGAUCAGAAGGAGAUCAGGGGUAGCGGCACUUGGCAGGGCGUGAGGGACAAGACAGUCAUCCUCUGGCUUACGCUCUUGGUGUCUCUUUGGAAGACUGGAGGGUCCGUCGCGACGCAGCAGAGGGGCAAGGAACUCACAUCGCAUACUACUGCACUGCUCAAGCAGAGGGAUCCGGAGGAUUUUCUCAAGGGUCUCACAGGCUCCGUCUUGCAGGCCUAUUCUGCUAUGGCAGGCGAUGUACAAGGGGCCAAUGGCGACUCAAGAGCUGCAGCAGCUCGACACGAGGAGAGAAAGGUGGCUCUUUCUCUCCUGCCAGCCAGUGUUGCGGCUAGUGUCAUCAUGGCAUCGCUCGGUGUAGAGGAGUUCCCCUCUUCUGGCUCUUCCACUUCUCCUCAGUCCUCCGUCUCUGCCAAAUCUAUGCCCCUGUCUCGACACCUCGCAGAGGAUAUACUACAGGCGCAGUCUGCUCCGCUGGCCUCCCCGGCUCCUGCCUCCGCCGCUACCUCGGAGGCUCGCGCCCGGCUGGUCUCCUCCUACUCUCGAGUCUUGGAGCUCUACGCCAUCCACAUCCUCGGUGUGCGCUGUGCCCAAUGGGAGGAGGCCGACCAGGUGGUCCGCUUGAGCCUUCUGGAAGACGAGGAGAGAGCGAAGCUCCUCGUUGCGCUCGACCGGGCGAGGGAGCAUGUGGUCACACGACCGGAGCGACGCGCUAGUGCGAAGCUGGCGGGGGAACAGGCCUAUGAGCUGGAGAAGCAGAGGAGAAAAGCAGUGGAGAAGGGGCUGCAGCAACAGGGUCAACAGAAGCAGACGGAGAGCAAUGGCGCCUUUAUGCGGUCUGACACGACGAAGACUACAUCGACUGUGGAAAAGGAACAGCCAAGGCGAUCACGCCCUCCAGUCGGGAAACAUCGAUACUCAUCCUCCUCCGCCUCAUCCUCGUCCUCUUCUGUUCAACCAUCUUCAGAGACAGAGUCAGACUCGACCAUCACUGUCAACAAGCCGGCCAAACAUCGGUCUUCGCAUUCCCACUCCGAGGGAAGCACAUCUUCCCAGCGAGGGGACAAUGAGAGUACUUCCAGCACGACGGCAGCAGCACAGGCAUUCGCCUCGACACGAUCGGCUCUCAGUACCCGUAUCGCCAAGGAUGCACACCGUGACAGCGCCUCUUCAAAUGAGCGAGGCUCCGUUGCGCCCCGAAAGAGUACAGGUACAAGUGCAGAUGCAAGGGCAGCUUCAGCGAGCAGUCUAAUCCAGACGCUCCGCUCCUUCCUAGCGCUAGAUCGACUGCCCCUCUCCGGCUCGGUACUCCUCUCAGUGCUGGGCCCGUUGCUGGUCCUUCUAUUCAGUCUGAAGAGACUGAGCGCGAGCAGGGGCAGGAGUCGGCCGGCUAUUGCUGUUACAGCAGGUGGUGGAGGUGGUGGUGCGGGAGGGAGGGGGUCGCAAGUUGCGGCUAGAAAGGCAGGAGGUAGCAAUGAAGCUGGUCUGCUAUCAGAGCUGAUACAGCGCUUGUGGAAUACUGUACGCAUGGGCACUAAGGUCACGCAUCUUUGAACCCUGCCGAGGCAGGAUGGAAGCGGGAGCAGGACCCUCGAUGUGAGAUGCUUCGCAUCAACGGUACAUGGGAAAUAUUGUAUUUUGCUAUAGUACAUAUGAUUACAAAGAAAAGACUGCUACACCGCACCCAUGCAGUCUGCU